UAUCCAAACAGGGCGAGAGGCAGUUGGCCCUGGCUUCCUGCUUCACCACAGCCACUCUGUUGUGUUGCUGGGGCAAACUUCACUCUGGUUAUGGCAUUAACAUUUGCUAAAUACUCCUCCAACCUCUUUUCAAGAUCCUCUCUUCUUUUCCUCCACAAUAAUGGAUUAAGGAGCUUUGCUCUUACAACCCCUUUGUUAUUUUCUUCUUCUUUUUCUACUUCCUCUCCCGCUCUUUCUGCACACAAAUUGGGUCGUCCGAAGUGGAGGCCACCAGUGGCCUCAGUUCUUGAAGUUGCUGGCGUCAAAGUUGCCAAAGAAGAAAUCGUGAGAGAUGACCCAACAAAUAAUGUUCCAGAUACCAUAUUCUCUAAGCUUGGAAUGCAACUCCACAGAAGGGAUCAGCAUCCAAUUGGCAUCGUUAAGAAUGCGAUCUAUGACUAUUUUGAUACCAACUACCCUAACAAAUUCGACAAGUUUGAUGAUCUCUUCCCAAUAGUUUCUGUUAAACAGAACUUUGAUGAUGUCUUGGUUCCUGCUGACCAUGUCAGCAGAAGUUAUAAUGAUACAUACUAUGUGGAUUCUCAAACUGUGUUGAGAUGCCAUACAAGUGCACAUCAAGCUGAGCUAUUGAGUAAGGGGCACUCCAAUUUUCUUGUUACUGGAGAUGUCUAUCGCAGAGACUCAAUCGAUUCAACUCACUACCCCGUAUUCCAUCAGAUGGAAGGGGUUCGGGUUUUUAGCCCUCAUGAUUGGGAGGGAUCUGGGACAGAUGGUACCUCGUAUGCUGCUGGAGAUCUCAAAAAAUGCCUUGAGGGACUGGCGCGUCACUUGUUUGGUGCUGUUGAAAUGCGCUGGGUUGACACGUAUUUCCCCUUCACAGAUCCAUCUUUUGAGCUGGAAAUAUAUUUUCAGGAAAAUUGGUUGGAGGUUUUGGGCUGCGGUGUAACGGAGCAGGAAAUAUUGAAGCAAACUGGUAGAACAAAAAAUGUUGCUUGGGCUUUUGGUCUUGGAUUGGAGCGAUUAGCAAUGGUGCUCUUUGAUAUUCCAGACAUUCGACUUUUCUGGUCUGAUGAUGAGCGUUUCACUUCUCAAUUUUCCAAAGGACAGCUAGGGGUGAAGUUUAAGCCAUUUUCAAAGUAUCCUCCUUGCUACAAAGACAUUAGUUUCUGGAUUAGUGAUUCAUUCACUGAAAAUAAUCUCUGCGAACUUGUAAGAGGAAUAGCUGGCGAUCUUGUGGAGGAGGUGAAACUUAUAGACAACUUCGCCAACAAGAAAGGAAUGACCAGUCACUGCUAUAGGAUUGUAUAUCGCUCUAUGGAGCGGUCACUCACAGAUGAUGAAAUAAAUGAUUUGCAGUGGAAAGUUAGAGAUCAGGUUGAAAGCAAGCUGAACGUUGUUAUUAGAUGAACAUUUUUGCAGAAUGGUGAAUGAGAUCUGCCAGGUUUAGCUUUUAGAUUAUCCUCUCUUUUUCUGGUCUUUCUUCAAAUUCCGAGGGAUUGUCCAAGGAUACAUCAGUUACCUAGACUGCUAUACAUGGUGAUACACAAUUAUGUGGAUGGAAAGUUUAGCAAGUUGAGAAUGACUAAUUUGUUACAGGGCAUGUUGAUAACUUUAUCAGUUUGACGAAGUUUCCUAAUGUUUUGAAUGAACGGAAGAGAACAAAAGGUGAUAACCUGUAGAACCUCUGUUUAUAUUGCCAAUGUGCAUACCUCCUCUGUCAUGAAUGAUACAAUCUGGAUUGGAUGUAAUAUAUGUUGGUUCUCUUUGAUUCAAAAUUUUAUGAACAUAAACUAAGUGUAAGCAUACACGCAAAGUUGAUGUAAUUACUUCUAAAAAUUUCAGUCAAUUUACAAUGUCAGAGCCUCUUUGGCAGUUUUAG
Coffea eugenioides is the source of this 1879-nucleotide messenger RNA. Its product is annotated as phenylalanine--tRNA ligase, chloroplastic/mitochondrial-like. The transcript has 10 exons. Gene Ontology annotation, biological process: phenylalanyl-tRNA aminoacylation. NCBI's taxonomy places the organism in Eukaryota, Viridiplantae, Streptophyta, Magnoliopsida, Gentianales, Rubiaceae. The coding region runs from base 91 to 1407 and encodes 438 amino acids. The record is from RefSeq and is a predicted model, not a curated record. Gene Ontology annotation, cellular component: mitochondrion; cytoplasm. Gene Ontology annotation, molecular function: ATP binding; tRNA binding; phenylalanine-tRNA ligase activity.